Molecule: messenger RNA, 1463 nt
Organism: Microdochium trichocladiopsis
Lineage: Eukaryota; Fungi; Ascomycota; Sordariomycetes; Xylariales; Microdochiaceae
Exons: 1
Coding region: 100-1068 (322 amino acids)
Molecular function (GO): protein binding
Source: RefSeq, a predicted model, not a curated record
CCGCGACGGACGGUCAUCUUAAAGCCUUGAAGACCCAUCGCCCGGCCUCCUCGCGGACACUGAUAUUUCAAGUCGCAGUGGUUGCAACAAACCACCGCCAUGGCAACAACAGACCUCCGCUCCGUGCUCACGGCCGAGCUCUUCCAAGGCAUGGUUGACUCCUCGAUUCCCUACAGCACAACCGAGCCGAUAGAUUUCAGCGAUGUGAUCGCAGGCAUGUUCGGCGGCGCCAGUGGGGGUGCUGAGACGUGGGAGAGCCUCAAAGACUCGGCCUGGGCCGCCCUCAAGGCACUGAGCGAGCUGGGAGUGGACAAGGCGGAGGACUUUGACUUCCAGCGCUACCUGCCACCUCCAGAGGACGCCAGCUUCCUGGCCCAGUCCCUGGGCUUCAUCCUCCUCCUGGACCAGGCACCCCGCCGCCUGUGCCACGGUCUCGACUCGCGAUACACGGACGCAUAUUUCGCCGUCUACGCGCUCCGCCUGUUCCGCUAUCUCCACGAAGACCCAGCGCUGCCGACGGAGCUGCGGCCUACGUCCUGGACGCGCUGGGAGGCGGCGGUCGGCGCGGCAUCGUUUGACUACUUCAUCGCCGCGCGGCUGUCCUUCAACGCCGUCCUCGCGCACAACGAGAGCACGGCCAAGGAGUGCCUCGCCUUCACAGAGGAGGCGCGUGUGCUGGUGGAACAGCGCUUCGGCGUGCGUGAUCCGCACCGCGACGAGCCGGACAAGCGUUGGGACUUGUACGGGUUCCCCAAGAUCAUCGCCAGCGCGGCUUCUGCUGGUGGCGGCAGCGGCCUGCCCAAGGGGCCCAUGGGUGUGGUCGAGGGUUGGUUCUGGCUCGCGUGGCUGGUUGACGUGCAUUACCCGAUCCUCGAGCGGUACGGCCGGUACCCGUAUCGCAACGGCGCCAUGGGCAGGACGAGCACCGUGGAGGAAGAGGCGUGGGUGGAGAAGGCGGCGGUCUUCCCCCAGCUACCGGCUGACGUGAGGGACCAUAUGAGGAUGGAUGCCGAGAAUGGUCGAUGGUCGCCUCUGGGUGCAGAGAUCAAGAAGACGGUCUCGGAGUAAACCCAUCGGUGGUGGUAUGACAUCUGGAGUCGUCAAUACUGGCGGAAGCUAACAUCGUAUAGCUGUCAAAUCAUAAGCUGAACCUCAUGGUAUUGGGUCAUCUAAUUUGUACUAGUCUUUUGUGACCCCCAAGCUUGUUAAAGUGACUAGCUUGUGGGCUUAUGGCUGGGAAUAAGCAGAGAGGAGACUACUAGUGACCUUCGCCUUCUGCGCAAGAAGAGAUUCUUGAUUCUGGUUGCUGACGCUCCCUUGACGUAGCCGCGACUGAGCCCGUCAAUACAGGGUCACAAAGUGGAAGGCCCUGCGUGGAGCAUAUUCAGAGAUAAGUAUGAAUCGCGAGGUCUGGGGAGCAGGAUUCUCUAUAGUUGGCGCGAUUGCAAUAGGACAGGUGAACC